Molecule: messenger RNA, 1146 nt
Organism: Actinia tenebrosa (Australian red waratah sea anemone)
Lineage: Eukaryota; Metazoa; Cnidaria; Anthozoa; Actiniaria; Actiniidae
Product: S-methyl-5'-thioadenosine phosphorylase
Biological process (GO): nucleoside metabolic process
Cellular component (GO): cytosol
Molecular function (GO): S-methyl-5-thioadenosine phosphorylase activity
Source: RefSeq, a predicted model, not a curated record
GUCUUAGCCUCGAUUUCGCGAUUCCGCGCCCGCCAAGGUUUGCUCAGCGGUAAUUUAAAAAAGGCGGGCAAUACGAAACUGGAGUCCAGAUUUGAAUAUCUCGGGGGUUGACAGCCCUGAAACUUAUAUGUGUGACUAUAUGUCAUAUUAAUACACAUUCAACAAAGUACUAUGGCAGCAGGAAAAGUAAAGGUAGGAAUAAUCGGUGGUACUGGCAUAGACGAUCCUGACAUCCUCGAAGGAAGACAAGAGAAGACGAUUAUCACACCAUUCGGAUCGCCAUCUGAUAAUCUAGUUAUUGGCAAGAUUAAGGAGAUUGAUUGUGUUCUUAUUGCACGACAUGGUCGUAAGCACACAGUCACGCCAACACACAUCAACUACCGUGCAAAUAUCUAUGCCCUGGAGCAAGAGGGUUGUACUCAUGUCGUUGUUACAACAGCAUGUGGCUCACUUAAAGAAGAUUAUAGACCAGGUGAUAUUGUGUUUCCUGAUCAGUUUAUAGACAGGACAAACCAGAGAGAAUCAACAUUCUAUGACGGCAAGGAGGGUAGUCAUGUUGGAGUAUGUCACAUACCAAUGCAUGAACCAUACUGUCCAGAACUUAGAAAGAUUUUGAUUGACGUGGCACGUGACCUCGGGUUGACUCACCAUGAGAAGGGUGUGAACGUGGUCAUUGAAGGUCCUCGUUUCUCGUCCAAAGCUGAAAGUAAAAUGUUCCGUAUAUGGGGUGGUGACAUCAUCAACAUGACAGCCAUGCCGGAAGUAGCUCUUGCCAACGAGAAAGGACUUUGUUAUGCUGCUAUUGCUAUGGUAACAGAUUACGAUUCUUGGCACGAUGACCAUGAACCUGUAAGUGUCGAGGCCGUGUUAAAAACCUUCAAGAGCAACGUGUCUAAUGCCAUCAAGAUAAUCCUGGAAUGUAUUCCAAGGAUUGCGCAGAAAGAUUGGACACACUUGUUGAAGAAGAAAGCGGAUGACGUCAAGAGUUCCACGAUGCUGCCGAAGGCCUAGAGUACGUUAGUGUUCAUCUGUUCAUUCGUAUUCAAAGAGAAAAAUAACGAAUCGUUUGCAUUCCUUCUAAUAUUUUGAUUAAUUUUUAAUACUUAUUUUAAAUACACUUUUGAUGUUUUAAAAAAUGUAUAUUUU